AGGUGCUGUGAGAUUGACGAGUCAAAAGACUGGCGCAAGUAUUAUGUCAAACAGCCCAAUGCACUCUGGCACAUGGACAGCCAUCACAAACUAAUUCGAUGGGGGAUUGUAGUUCAUGGAUUUAUCAAUGGCUUUUGCAGAAUGGUAAAUAUAUGUUUUGUGUGCUUGUAA
Suillus subaureus is the source of this 171-nucleotide messenger RNA. RefSeq lists its product as uncharacterized. The transcript has a single exon. The annotation marks the transcript as partial. Lineage: Eukaryota; Fungi; Basidiomycota; Agaricomycetes; Boletales; Suillaceae. The record is from RefSeq and is a predicted model, not a curated record.